ACCUCACACCCCACACAGCAGCAGAAGACAUGGAUUGAGACCCCUGCUCAAGGGCAAAAGGGGCACCAGGGGCAGGAGACUGUGGGGUGCGAAGUUCCAGAUUGUAUGUGACUCCUAGCUGGUCCCAAGAUGAUCUCAGCCCCGUUAAUAGCAAUGGGGGCAACCCUGGGGGUAGCUGCUGCCUUUUUUGCCUUCUGUGGCAGCAUAUGUGUGUGCAGCUGCUAUAAGAAGAAGAAGAAGAUGUCCUCAGACAGUGAAGGUGGCACCCCAGUGACCAUGGCAAGUGUUCUCCAACAAGGGCACCCGAUGAGCGUUUAUAAGUGUACGGAACCCGUUCAUCCUCAGGCAAAACUUAAUUUCCCUCAUAUCUACGGAUCCAGGCAGACGUCCCCGGAGAUCGUUAAUGAUAAAGAUUACGCUUUGAAGAUGAUAGAGAACGAUGAGCAGGCAAAGGAUGGAUCUCCUGAGAACAGGAGUGUGGAGACCACCUCUGGAGUCUCAGGUCUGGAUGACAAUCCGCCGGUUCCAGAAAACGAAGAUCUAGAAAAACCACCCAGUUUUCCCCACGUCCCCAAGAUGCGCUACUCACUCGGGUACGAGCGCCAGACCGAAGAACUGUGCGUCUCGUUCUUGGAAGCUGUGGGCUCCACACUUCCAGGAGAGGAAGACUCCGGAAGCCACUGCUACGUCCUGGGCACCCUGACCACCUGCCAUGGACAGACAGAGGCCCAGACAGCGCUGAUGAAAAGGUCUCCGCACACGGUGUGGGAAGAAGCGCUCCUUUUCCCGCUGAAGGUGGAGGACAGAGCCGAAGGGACGCUAACCCUAACCUUGCGGGUUUGUGACAGCUUCUCCAGGCAUCAGGUUGCCGGUGAAAUAACCUUGAGCCUGGCAAACGUUGGAAUUCCAUUUGGAACGGCGCGAUGGGUGGACCUCAAGGUCCCCGAAAAGGACGCCAAUUCCGCCGGGGAAGUGCUUCUGUCGGUGAGCUACCUACCAGCGGCAAAUCGUCUCAUCGUGGUGCUGAUCAAAGCCAGAAAUAUACAUUCAGAUCGAAGCAACGAUCUUCUCGGUAAAGAUCUUUCGGUGAAGGUCAGCCUCAGGCAUGGGUCAAAAAAGCUGAAGAAGAAACAGAGUAAACGAGCGAAACACAAAAUCAACCCCGUUUGGAAUGAGAUGAUAAUGUUCGAGGUGCCACCGGAGCUCCUCGGAGAGGUCAGCGUGGAUCUGGAGAUGAUUUAUUUGGAGCCCACUGGGCAGAAAACUCGAGCCAACGGUCCAAGCCAUAUACUGGGUACCUUUUCUUUGGGUUUAGACAGGACUGGAAUGGGAAAAAGCCAUUGGCAAGAAAUGAUGAGCAACCCUAGAAGACAAAUAGCCAUGUGGCACAAUUUGCAUCCGUGAUAGGCCACGGGUCACACGCGAUCACACGAGUAUCACCCAUGUUGUAGGUGCUAAUUCACAGGUGCCACCUUGCAGCAUCAUCAUAAGCCCCAUCGACUAGUAAAUCAGGUUAAUUUACAUGGUGUCUCAUUUAACGUCCAUAACCAAAGGCGACUCCUGUACACGGGAAUGUCACAAAGCCAUGGGCUUCACGUUUGAUGUACCCGUCGUGUAUCGUGACUUUAGAGGUGGUGUGACUCGUGCUUUUGUGAGAAACAUAAUGACCAAAUUUAACACAGAUGACAUCACCUUGACGAGUAGUCCUGGACUAUUCUCAGUUUCUAUGGUGACUGCUCCACAUUUAGAGUUUUGCCCCAGAUCUGCUUACAUAUUACCGAAUGGUCUCUAUCAAAGUCAAAGAGCUCACAUUAAAGACACAGGAGAAAGGGGCCGUGCGUGACAAGUUAGGGGUGCCAAGAAUCCUAAAAACAAAGGGUAUUUGACUCCUACUACCAAGGGCGUGCAAUGACUGCCAAACCUUCCCAACCAUAAGAUUUUCAUCUCCAGCUUCCAUCCAGUUGACUGCCAGUCCUGGAUAUGGAGAUAAAAGAUGCCUACUUAGUUCCAGAACCUUUGUAACCAUUCUUCCAACCCAUCAUUCUAGAGGGGAAGAGAAGCUUCCACGAUGUAACAAGUCUUCCUCAUUCUAAAAAAAAAAAGCCA
Messenger RNA from Spea bombifrons (plains spadefoot toad), 2106 nucleotides. It is a transcript of the gene SYT13, whose product is annotated as synaptotagmin 13. The record is from RefSeq and is a predicted model, not a curated record. NCBI's taxonomy places the organism in Eukaryota, Metazoa, Chordata, Amphibia, Anura, Pelobatidae. The transcript is spliced from 6 exons. Gene Ontology annotation, biological process: calcium-ion regulated exocytosis; cellular response to calcium ion; regulation of calcium ion-dependent exocytosis. The coding region runs from base 130 to 1404 and encodes 424 amino acids. Gene Ontology annotation, molecular function: calcium-dependent phospholipid binding; clathrin binding; phosphatidylserine binding.